Messenger RNA from Rosa chinensis, 2334 nucleotides. RefSeq names its product cysteine-rich receptor-like protein kinase 29. NCBI's taxonomy places the organism in Eukaryota, Viridiplantae, Streptophyta, Magnoliopsida, Rosales, Rosaceae. The record is from RefSeq and is a predicted model, not a curated record. Gene Ontology annotation, molecular function: ATP binding; protein kinase activity. The transcript has 7 exons. Bases 81 to 2117 code for a protein of 678 amino acids. Gene Ontology annotation, biological process: protein phosphorylation.
GCUAGCUAACUAGUCUUAAUUUAAAGCUCGAAGACAUUUACAGAAUUAACAUGUGAACUAGUUUUGAGUUUAAAAGAGAAAUGGGAUCCUCAAUAUGGCUGCUUCUUUUCUUCAUCGUUCAUAUAACCUUACACCACCUUGUUGCUCCCACCAUAGCCCAAAAUGACGUCUUAUGCACUUCGGAAGCUGAAUUUUGCUGGAGAUGUGCCGAUUUCGGCAAUUACAUUAAUGGCAGCAUCUUCCAACAAAACCUCAUCAGCCUCCUCUCCUCCUUUUCCAACACUUCCCAAAACCAAGACAACUAUGGCUUUCAAAACUCUUCUCUCGGACAAGGAUCCAACAAAGUUAAUGCCAUAGCAUUGUGUAGAGGAGACCUCGGACUCGAAGACUGUCGUAGCUGUCUCAACUACUCCACUCAGAGUCUCAUGCGAAACUGUUCAUAUAAAACGGAAGCAAUCUUAUGGGCAGAGCCUUGCAUGGUACGGUACUCUCAAGACUUAAUAUUUGGUAUUGAGGACGAGGAUCCUGUUGGGUAUCUGCCCAGCCCGAAUAACGCGUCAAAUGAGCAAGCAUUCAGGCUGGUGCUGAACCCCUUGUUGGAAAUUUUAAGUGACAAAGCUGCUUCGGGGGAUUCUCGUAAAAAAUAUGCAGCAGGACAUGCAACUGUUCUGGGAUACGAAACGAUAUAUGCACAUGCGCAGUGCACUCCGGACAUAGACAAAGUCAAUUGCAGUAAUUGCCUUAAGAAUUGCAUCUCUGCUCUUCCAGCAUGUUGCAGUGGAAAGUCAGGAGCAAGAGUUCUUAAACCAAGUUGUAAUAUACGGUUUGAGAACAAUCUUUUCUAUAUGUCUACAGCCGAUUCACAAGUAAAUAUUCCAGCUCCAGCUACUCCAGCGACUCCGGAAACUCCAUCUCCACCUGAGCGAGGAAAGAAGAGUAACACAAAAAUAAAUAUCAUCAUCAUAAUUGUGGUUGUGAUUGCUUUUGUCACUAUGCUUCUCGGUGGCAUAUGCAUUUUCUUAAGAGUCAAGCAGCCAAGGGUAAAACUUGAUGAUGAUACUUUGGAAGAAAUUAGUCUCGUGGAAUCGUUACAAUAUGACUUUGAAGAUAUUAGAUCAGCAACAGAUGACUUUUCUGAUGAAAAUAAGCUUGGACAAGGUGGAUUUGGAGUUGUUUACAAGGGUAGGCUAUAUAACGGACGAUAUAUAGCUGUGAAAAGACUCUCCAAGAGUUCUGAACAGGGUGAUCGUGAAUUUAAAAAUGAAGUCACGUUAGUUGCUCAACUUCAACACCGAAACUUAGUAAGACUCUUAGGCUUUUGCUUGAAAGGAGAGGAAAGGCUCCUCAUUUACGAAUAUAUACCUAAUACAAGUCUUGAUCAUUUCAUUUUUGACGCAACCAAUCAUGUAAUUUUGGAUUGGGAAACACGUUACAAAAUCAUAGGAGGAAUUGUACGUGGUCUUCUUUAUCUCCAUGAAGAUUCUCGACUUCGAAUUAUUCACCGUGAUCUCAAAGCCAGCAACAUUUUGUUAGAUGAAGAUAUGAACCCUAAAAUUGCAGACUUUGGUAUGGCAAGAUUGUUUGUGAUGGAUCAAACUCAAGGAGAUACAAAGACCAUCGUUGGGACCUAUGGAUACAUGGCACCUGAAUAUGCAAGUCAUGGACGCUUUUCUGUCAAGUCAGAUGUCUUCAGUUUUGGUGUGUUAGUUCUUGAAAUAAUUACUGGCAAGAAGAGUGGUAGUUUUCAUAAUGGUGAAAAUGAAGACGAUUUGUUAAGCUAUGUAUGGAGAAAUUGGAGGGAUGAUACAAUUCCAAAUAUCAUAGAUCCCCUGUUAACAACAAGCUCAAGAUAUGACAUAAUAAGAUGCAUCCACAUUGGUUUAUUAUGUGUCCAAGAAAAUGUGAAUGACAGACCAACCAUGACUUCAGUUGUUUCCAUGCUUAACAGUCAUUCUCUCACACUCUCAACACCUUCACGACCUCCAUAUUAUUGGCAUUAUAACACUGAUUCAGAAACAUCAGGGUCGGGAUUUAGACUUACAGAGACAUCUUAUAAAUCCGGAAGCUCUGUGCCAAGAAGAGUGGUUUCUGAUAUUACUGAAGUAUAUCCACGCUAGGGGCCCAAGUAUUUUAAUUUACUACCAUUAAUGGAGAUCCUUUAUUUAUUUAAGUAAACGUUUGAGCUUGAUGGUUCCAUCAAAAUCAAUAGUGUUGCAGAAAGUCUGUGUAUGUACGUAACAGUUGAGGUUGAGGUCAAAUGGUUAGUUUGAUGCCGUUUAUCUUAUGUGGUUUUCUCUAUUAUUGAAAUAAAUGAGCAAUUUGAAUUUCUAGUUA